AUGAAACACAAUUCAUUAUCAUUUCCUCAAAUUGGGAACCUCGUAUGUAAAUCAAGACUAGAUGUUACCUACAUAAGACGUUUUGCUGAGUGGUUAAAGUCGGUAAACGUGAAGGGGAGAUUCAUUGAGGUUGCAAUGCUGAGAUCAGAAGAGAAUGUCUUCAGCCACAGCUUUGAUGAUUUGGAUGAGAAUGUUGAGUAUUUGGAGAAGAACGGGGCCCGGAGGGACUGGAUUGGCUUUGUUAUUAGCCGAUGCCCUGAAAUAUUGUCAUUUAGCAUGGAAGAACUCAAGAUGCGUGUUGAAUUCUAUUUGAAUAUGGGAAUGAAUGAGAAUGAUUCCGGGACAAUGGUUUUUGACUAUCCUAAGGUGCUCGGCUACUUGAGUAUGGAAGAGAUGAACCAAAAGGUUGCGUAUCUGAAGGAAUUUGGCCUAAGUAACGAAGAUGUUGGAAGAGUGAUUGCAUUGAAACCACAUUUGAUGGGUUGUAACAUUAAGGAGAAGUGGAAGCCCCUUGUUAAGUUUUUCUACUACAUUGGGAUUUCUAAAGAAGGAAUGCGAAGAAUUCUUAUUGCCAGGCCAAUAGUAUUCUGCAUUGACUUGCAGAACACCAUUGUGCCUAAGGUCCAGUUUUUGCGAGAAAUAGGCGUUCAGGAAGAUGCCAUUGGAGAUGUGCUUGCCAGGUUUCCCCGAAUAUUCACAUAUAGCCUUGAGAAGAAAAUACGACCAACGGUAAUAUUCCUCCUCACAAAAGCUGGAGUCUCACAGAGGAAUGUUGGGAAAGUAAUAGCCUUCCAACCCGAGCUACUGGGAUGCAGCAUCGCACACAAAUUGGAUCCCAAUGUGAAGUUCUUUCUGUCGCUUGGUAUACCUCUCCGGAAAUUGGGUGAGAUGAUUGCUGACUAUCCAUUGAUUCUUCGAUACGAUAUAGAAAAACAUCUUCGUCCCAAGUACAAAUACCUGCGACGAACCAUGGUUCGCCCUUUAGAGGAUCUUAUUGUAUUCCCAAGGUUUUUCAGUUAUUCCCUUGAAGAUAGAAUAAUCCCAAGACACAAAGUCCUUGUAGAGAAUCAGAUAAAUUUUAAGCUGCGAUAUAUGCUGAAAAGCACAGACGAAAAAUUUGAAGAAAUGGUUCAGGAUAAAGUGGAAAGACGCAGGAUAUAUGAGAGUGGCAUCAGUUGUGACAAGCCAUCAACCACUUGUAUUAAUGGCUCUGUAGAAGAUUUCUCAUUCAAUCAUCGAUCUAACUGUAGUAGCAGAUUAGAAACAGAUCAAGAAAACUAACAAAGAUAUUUGAUUUCAACACUUGUAAUAAUGAAUAUGUUUUUUUUUUUUUUGUGUCUGUAACUGUGUGUAUAUAGUGAGUGUAUUCAUUUUCCAAUGUUUUUCUAUUGUUUCAAUACAGUUAUUUAGUUGGACAGGUAGUGAACCAACUCUGUAGCUCUCAACUGUAAGGUCAGAGGAUGGACUCCUAUAAAGGUUGAACUCUAAGCCAAAU
Molecule: messenger RNA, 1495 nt
Organism: Ipomoea triloba (trilobed morning glory)
Lineage: Eukaryota; Viridiplantae; Streptophyta; Magnoliopsida; Solanales; Convolvulaceae
Product: transcription termination factor MTERF2, chloroplastic-like
Exons: 5
Coding region: 1-1281 (426 amino acids)
Biological process (GO): regulation of DNA-templated transcription
Molecular function (GO): double-stranded DNA binding
Source: RefSeq, a predicted model, not a curated record